AUAGAGAUUACUAUGCUGCUACAGUUGUUGAAAAACACAACACAUUAAUAGGCUAGCCUACCUACACCUACAUGUAUAUAUAUAUAGCCAUACAGACCCCUUCAUUUUACUCUCUCUCUCAAAUCUAAGUCAGAAAUUUUACUCUCUCUCUUUUUCUUCUUCAUCAAUGGCGGGUAAUAAUUCCGGGUUCGGGGAGGACCCGCUAGCUCCCGGGUGCUACUCUCAGCUUCUAUUCGGCGAUGAGAUUUCGGGUCUCGAUUCGGAUGCUUGCUUCGGCUUUGAUGAUAAUCCGAAAAUGCUCUGUUUUGGUGAUUAUGGAAAUGCCAACAAAAUGGAGGACAAACCCGGAUUCACAUGCAUCGAUCCUUCACCCAAAAAUAACAAUAAGAAGAGAAACGGGUCGGGCACUCGGGGUGCGGGGCAAUGUGGCGGAGUCCCGGCUAGUAAUGGCAAGAAGGCCAAAUCGGAGAAAUCUGCCGGCGCCGGCGGCCAUGCAAAGGUGGUUAAGAAAGAGAAGCUUGGUGAGAGAAUAACGGCGUUGCAGCAGCUCGUGUCUCCGUUUGGAAAGACGGAUACAGCAUCAGUGCUUCACGAAGCGUUGGGUUACAUAAGAUUUUUGCACGAUCAGGUGCAGGUCCUCUGUUCUCCGUAUCUGCAGCACAUGUCACCCUCCUCCUCGGACGCCCCCCAUAGUUCUCUAUCUGUCGGGGAUGAAAUAGAUUGCAAGAGUAGUAAGGAUGAUCUGAGAAGCAGGGGACUGUGCCUUGUCCCGGUUGAUCUGACCUUGCACGUGGCCGACUCCAAUGGAGCCGAUCUCUGGUCGUCUGCACGCAUGGUCAACACUGUUUCAUCAAACUAGGCUUCUGUGUUCACAAAUAUGUAGUUUGUGAAGAAAAGUUUCAGGGUAAAGAAAAAGAAAACAAGUACUACCUACUAGUAAAUAUUCGAUGUAAAGAUAAAUUUUUGUUUGGAGGUUGGGAAUUUUCAUGUUUUUUUUGGGCCCCAAUUUUUGUUUAAUAGCCGAGGCAGGGGGAGCAACAUAAUGUGAAUGGUGCUCUGGUGAUAUUCAGGCACUUUUUAAAAUGAAUUCAGGAAUUUAGUUUGUUGGUCUA
Messenger RNA from Salvia hispanica, 1112 nucleotides. RefSeq names its product transcription factor bHLH113-like. The record is from RefSeq and is a predicted model, not a curated record. Gene Ontology annotation, cellular component: nucleus. Gene Ontology annotation, molecular function: DNA-binding transcription factor activity, RNA polymerase II-specific; protein dimerization activity; RNA polymerase II cis-regulatory region sequence-specific DNA binding. Gene Ontology annotation, biological process: regulation of transcription by RNA polymerase II. Lineage: Eukaryota; Viridiplantae; Streptophyta; Magnoliopsida; Lamiales; Lamiaceae.